GGUGAAAGCCUGAAACAAGUUGCCUUCCUGAUCUCCUACUGGGGGGAGCAGAUCGGGCAGAAGGUGAAAAAAAUCUGUGACUGCUACCACUGCCACAUGGUGCCAUACCCGAGCACCCCCCAGGAGCAGAGCGACAGGCUGCAGGAACUCGCCACUCAGAUCGAGGAUCUCAAACUGGUGUUGAACCAGAGUGAAGAGUACCUGAGCCAGAUCCUACAGAAGGUGGUGAGGGUGUUAGAGCCCUGGGUAGUGAGGAUCCGGAAGAUGAAAGCUAUUUACCUGGUGCUGAACCAGUGUAAUUUCGAUAUCACCGGCAAGUGUCUGAUCGCUGAGGUCUGGUGUCCCGCUUCUGACCUACAUCGGCUCCAGGGGGCGCUAGAGAGGGGCUCGAGGAAAGCUGGAGCGACGGUUCCUUCGUUCUACAACCAGAUUCCGACCAAUCAGUCUCCUCCGACGUUGAACCGUACAAACCAGUUCACAGCCGGAUUCCAGAGUAUCGUUGAUGCGUAUGGAGUGGGCACCUACCAGGAGGUCAAUCCAGCUGUGUACACCAUUAUCACGUUCCCAUUCCUGUUCGCUGUGAUGUUUGGGGAUGUGGGUCACGGUCUGAUCAUGUCCCUGUUUGCUGCCUGGAUGGUGCUCAAUCAGAAUGAUCCCAAACUCAGGAAGGAGCCCAAUGAGAUCUGGAGGAUGUUUUUCGAGGGUCGUUACCUCAUUCUGCUGAUGGGCCUGUUCUCCAUUUACACCGGCCUCAUCUACAACGACUGCUUCAGCCUUUCACUGGCGCUUUUCCCAUCCGCCUGGCACGUGGAGCCAAUGAUCAACAACAUCUGGAGUUCCACAGAUUUGAGGGAGGUUCCAUACCUCUCCCUUGAUCCAAACACCAGCGACGUAUUUCAGGGAGUUUAUCCGUUUGGGAUCGACCCUAUCUGGCAUCUCGCCAACAACAGACUAAACUUCCUCAACUCGUUCAAAAUGAAGAUGUCGGUGAUUCUGGGAAUCGUUCACAUGUGUUUCGGGGUCACACUCAGUGUCUUCAACUACAUGCACUUUCGGAAGCGAUGGUUUAUUUUGCUGGUCUUUGUCCCUGAGAUCCUGUUCCUGCUUUGCCUGUUUGGUUACUUGGUGUUCCUCAUCAUCUACAAGUGGAUUGUAUACUCAGCUGAAAAUUCGAAGUUCGCUCCCAGUAUCCUCAUCCACUUCAUCGAUAUGUUCCUGUUCACAUCGAGCGCUGGGAACGCCGACCUGUACAACUCCCAGGUAAGAACCCGGCCUACAGCGGGGAAACAGGAGAGGGAUUUAAAA
Molecule: messenger RNA, 1305 nt
Organism: Rhincodon typus (whale shark)
Lineage: Eukaryota; Metazoa; Chordata; Chondrichthyes; Orectolobiformes; Rhincodontidae
Product: V-type proton ATPase 116 kDa subunit a 2-like
Exons: 9
Biological process (GO): proton transmembrane transport; vacuolar acidification
Cellular component (GO): vacuolar proton-transporting V-type ATPase complex; proton-transporting V-type ATPase, V0 domain; plasma membrane
Molecular function (GO): proton-transporting ATPase activity, rotational mechanism; ATPase binding
Source: RefSeq, a predicted model, not a curated record